AUGCGCCAGGUCUACGACAAAUUCGGCCUCGAAGCCACCACUCGUGACUUCGUCGGCCACAGCAUGGCCCUCUAUACCACGGACGAGUACAUCGAGCAACGGGGCGCUGCCAAAGAAGCUGUGGAGCGAAUCAGACUCUACGUGAACAGCAUGGCCCGCUACGGCAAAUCACCCUACAUCUACCCGCUCUAUGGUCUAGGCGAGCUCCCACAAGGCUUCGCCCGCCUCUCAGCCAUCUACGGCGGCACAUACAUGCUCAAUACCAACGUUGACGAAGUCAAAUAUGACAGCAGUGGCAAAGUCGCUGGCAUUCGAGCGACCAUGAAAGAGCGAGGUGAAGAAGGUGAAGGCAUGAAGUUCGAGACCAAGUGCAGCAAGAUCCUUGCCGACCCAUCAUACUUCCCGGACAAAGCUCAAGUGGUGGGACAUAUCUUGAAAGCAAUCUGUAUUCUCAACCACCCCAUCGCCAGCACAGACAACUCCGACUCUCUGCAACUCAUCAUCCCGCAAUCACAAGUCGGGCGCAAGAAUGACAUCUACAUCGCCUGCGUCAGCUCCGCGCAUAACGUAUGUCCGAAAGGCUACUACAUCGCCAUCGUCAGCACCAUCGCAGAGACUUCUGCGAAUCACCACUUGGAGCUCCAGCCUGGAUUGGAGAGGCUCGGUAAGAUCGAAGAGAAGUUCAUGGGCGCCCCUAUCCCAGUGUAUGCACCGAAAGCCGACGGCAAGGCGGACAAUGUGUUCAUCAGCAAGAGUUACGAUGCCAGCUCGCAUUUUGAGACGAUGACGGAUGAUGUACGGGAUAUUUAUGCUCGAGCAGAGGGCCAAGAAUUGAAGGUGGAAGGAUUGAAAGAAGGGCAGAACCUUGUCGCGGAGGAGUAG
Messenger RNA from Recurvomyces mirabilis, 882 nucleotides. Its product is annotated as Rab GDP dissociation inhibitor alpha. NCBI's taxonomy places the organism in Eukaryota, Fungi, Ascomycota, Dothideomycetes, Mycosphaerellales, Teratosphaeriaceae. The transcript has 2 exons. Gene Ontology annotation, molecular function: Rab GDP-dissociation inhibitor activity. The coding region runs from base 1 to 882 and encodes 293 amino acids. Gene Ontology annotation, biological process: vesicle-mediated transport; protein transport; small GTPase-mediated signal transduction. The record is from RefSeq and is a predicted model, not a curated record. Gene Ontology annotation, cellular component: cytoplasm.